ACUUCCGUUUCCUCUCGGAUUGUAAACAAACAUUUAUCAAAUUAGCAAUACUUUGUUGUUGAGAUGACUGAACAACAGAUAUGUCCCUUGUUGACCUGGGCAAGCGUUUACUUGAGGCAUCGAAGCGUGGAGAAACGGAGGAUGUUAGAACUCUCAUGUCCAACGGUGCUCCCUUCACCACUGACUGGUUGGGAACAUCUCCCCUUCAUUUCUCUGCACAGUAUGGUCACUUGAACACAGCUGAAGUCCUGCUGAGGGCUGGCAUCAGUAGAGAUGCCAGGACCAAGGUAGACAGAACACCCCUCCAUGUGGCAGCACAGGAAGGCCAUGCGGAAAUAGUAACACUGCUUUUACAGCAUGCCGCUGAUAUAGAUGCAAAAGAUAUGCUCAAGAUGACGCCUCUUCACUGGGCCACAGAAAAGGGCCAUAUAGAUGUGGUAGAGGUAUUAUUGAAGAAUGGAGCCGAUAUGACCUGUGAAAACAAGUUUGAGAAAACCCCUCUUGACAUUUCCAUAACAAAUGGGAGGCCAGAUAUCGCACAGGUGUUGCAAAUGGCGCAGCAUACGGCCAUUGGAAACAUGGAGCCAUCAGAAACAGUUACUGUGGAGACCUCAGAAGUGCCACAGGAUGAUGAGAUCAUUGCUGGGACAGAAACAAUCAUGGACGGACAGACGCUCGGCCAUGAUGCUGAUGAUGCCCACUUGUUACUGCACAAUGUAAAGACAGAAGGAGACGACUCAGCAGAGGAAGGGAACAGCACAUCAGUCCUGGCCACACUUGCAGCCCUAGCUGAGGCCACCGCACAGAACUCCAACACGAACACCAGUACCUCUGACGCCAUCAAUUGGCUGGAGAGCCAGGGUAUAACAAUGAUCUCAACAGCUGAUGGCAACAUUAUCACAUCGGCAGUUGAGAGUGGACAGCAGAUCACACUUACAGAGGCUGGCAAGAUUGCUCUGAACAUUAUAAAGCAGCAAGGCUUGACACCAGAGGAGUCUGUGAAUGAGGAUCAGAAGGUGAUCACAUAUGUGUCAGAGUCCGGUGAGAUACCAACAGAUGAUGGCCUCCAUAUACAGAACGUCGCCACACUGUCUGAUGUCUACCAUGAGCAUGUAGAAGAAGAUGAUCUCGGAGAGCCAGCCAGCAAGAGGACACGACUAGACACAGAAGAGAGUGAGGGGCCAACAGAGAUAGAUGUAGAUGCAAUGCUGCAAAAGGGCACAGGCGAUGCGACAGACGAUGUUGAAGAUGAUAACGACCAGGAGCAACUACGCAAGGAGCUGGAGGAGUUCAAGAGACAGGCAGAACAGUUCAAGGAACAACUCAAACAAAAGGAUAAAGACUUGGAGGAGUACAAGAAGGCUCUUGGGGAGAUAUCGGAUAAAUCAGAUAACUAGGUUCAGAAUAUCAGAUAUCUGACUAACGCAGUAUUUGCUCACAAAGGGGGAUAAUUUGACAACAAAAAUCUGUGACUAUUCUGAUAAAUAGAGAAUGUCAGACAUGGUGGAUAUAUAGUGGACCCAUCAGAUAACUUAAGUGGGAAUAUCAGAUAAAACCUGAUGAUCGAAAUAUCCGAUAAUAAUAGAUGUUAUAUGAGGAGAUAAUCAACAAGUGGCAAAUUUGAAAAGAAAGAGAGAGACAUGUAGACACUCGGGGUGUACUGGAGAUAAAGGACUACUGUGAUAAAGUGAGAAAGAAUGAAAUUUUAUAUUAACAGUGAUAACCGGGGAAAAUAAAUCUUUUGGUAAUCAUUUGAGAUAUUGGUAAUUUUAUUUUAGUCAGUUUAUCUGUGGAGUUGUAUUGGUUUGAGUUGGUUGCAUGAAGUUCUUAUCUCGCAUGACUCAAGGUUGUAAGCAAUUUAUCUUGACACAAGCAACAAGUUAGUAAUCCGAUGCAAUGUGUUAUGAAUUACAUAGUAUUUAUUUUAAUUUAUACCUCUCGUAAGAAUUGUUAAUAAUCCAAACUUUGAGCAAUUCUGACAAGUAUUGUGAGGAAACCAUUCUUCUCCAGUGUAAGUUGACUGACACAGGAGCAUUCCAGUUAUCAUCUAUAUGAAUUGUGAUCUUACAUACUACAGAUAACUCUUGAAGUGGGUUUAUGAUCGAGAACAAUGAACGCUUCUGUUUCAAUUAUUUUUAAUGGAUUAUUUUAUUAUGACCACAAAGGUUGAUAUAUUAAAAUCGCACCAUCUGUCCUUGCGCACAGCUCAAUUUCUCGUGUCGUCUUCUCUUGUAUGGACUCGUUUGAAAUAACUUGCCACAUGUGUUUGCUAUACUAAGACGACAUGUUGCAUAUAAGACCCGUGUUCCUACCUCUAAGAUCAAGGUCACACUUACGGUUUUCUUACAAUGGAAUGCUGCAUAUAAUGACAAAGAGUAUAGAUGGUCGUGUCCGGGCUGUAACUUUCUCUUUUAUAGACUUAUUUUAAAAUAACAUGCCACAUGUGUUCGACAUACCAAUAUGACGUGUCACGUGCAAAACCCGUGUCCCCACCUUUAAGGUCAAGGUCACACCCAAUGAUUGUCACUAUGGAAUAGUUGGCAUAAUACCAAAAACAACAUUGACAUAUUACAGUGACAAUGCAUGGGUCUCAUGUGGUGUUUCAAAACAUCUAUAAGAGUUAAUUGUUUAUAUAUACUCUUCUUACUCAUAAACAUUCCUUUAUCCACACAUUUCAAUGCUAUUUUUCCCUUUCUAAAUGACCUUUAAAUCACAAUAGUGUACCAUUUCGGGGACAUUCGCCACUUACAGUGACAGCUCGUGUUCCUGUCUCAAGUGCAUGUGUUAGCUUUCAAUAUUUGCUUUCAUUGACCAAACUAUAUCAUGAAUCAUAUUCCAUUCUAAUCAACGUAUAUAAGUAGAAAUUAUGAAUUUUACCCUGUUUGAAAAUGUAUUUAUUUGCGUUGUUGAUAUGAGGAUGUAUGGUAAUGUACAUUUUGUUUAUAAAUAAAAUGCCAUGGUCAUAGUCUUA
Molecule: messenger RNA, 2971 nt
Organism: Mya arenaria
Lineage: Eukaryota; Metazoa; Mollusca; Bivalvia; Myida; Myidae
Product: GA-binding protein subunit beta-1-like
Exons: 12
Coding region: 81-1397 (438 amino acids)
Biological process (GO): positive regulation of transcription by RNA polymerase II
Cellular component (GO): nucleus
Molecular function (GO): protein binding; transcription cis-regulatory region binding
Source: RefSeq, a predicted model, not a curated record